Molecule: messenger RNA, 1313 nt
Organism: Cherax quadricarinatus
Lineage: Eukaryota; Metazoa; Arthropoda; Malacostraca; Decapoda; Parastacidae
Source: RefSeq, a predicted model, not a curated record
UUGAAUUUACUACUGUUAAAAACAAUAUAUGCAAAAAAUUGUGAAUCUAUAAUAAAACAGAAAGAUGUAUUAUUUAAACAGCAUUUUGAAAAGGAAAAUUUUUGCUUUUGGUAUAAAAUGGAUAAGGAAUAUACCCAGGUUAAUAUAACUAUAUCAAUUAACAUAUGGACAAAAAACUUUACAAGCAAUAAAGUGAAUAUUGAAAAUUCUUCAAUAUACUAUAAUUAUGUUGGAUCUAAUACAGAUGAAUAUAUAAGACUUUCUCUUUAUGAUAUUAUUGAUGAUAUAAAAAAAAUUCAAUAUAUAGAUAAAAUUAAAAUUGUAAGCAAUGCUACUAUGGAGUUUAUUAAAUGUAAGAAUUGUAAAUUACAAAGUUUUCCAAUUAUAAAGAUACAGAUAAGUGACCAAACACCAGUAAUUUUGGGAGUAAUUGUGUUGAUAACACUAAUAAUGAGUAUUACAAUCUAUAUUUAUUAUCUCAAGAAAUAUAUAACGGGUGAUUAUUCAAUGAAAAAAUUGUUUACGUGAAGUUAAACCAUAUAAAUUAUGUUUGUUUCAUUCCAGAAUCAACAACAGAACAGUUGCCAGGCAAGAUGGAAAAGAACUAUUAUAAAAUUCUCUGUCUCGAGAAAAGUGCUAGUGAAGAAGAUAUUAAGAAAGCUUAUAGGAAAAUGGCACUUAUGUACCAUCCCGACAAAAACAAGUCUUUUUUUGCAGAAGAAAAAUUCAAAGAUAUAGCAGAAGCCUAUGAAGUAUUGAGUGACAAAAUGAAGAGAAAAAUAUAUGAUAUGUACGGUGAGAAAGGACUUAAGAGAGGAGAAGGAAUACCUAGUAGUGCUGGAGAUGGACUACACUUUAGGUAUACUUUUUCGGGAAAUCCUAAAAUUAUUUUUCAACAAUUCUUUGGCAAUAGUGAUCCUUUUUCUACUUUUUUAACAGGAGAUGUAGAUUCUAAACAUAUAAUAAGUGGACGAUAUUCCUUCAGUUUCAAUGAGUCUUUUGAAUUUUCCAAACCUCAGUACAAUAAGAGUCAUUACCAAGAAAAUUUUAACUUCAACAAUGACAGCAGUAACCCUUCUGAUAUUUUUAAAUCUCAAGAUAAAAGUCAAAAUAAAAUUAAUUAUCAAGAGACAUUAACAGCCUUUGGAUUCAAAAAGAAAGAUAGAAACUUAAUAUCCCUUCCAGCUCCUUUUUCUGUCAAUUCAUUUUUAAAUACUAUGGAUGAAAAAAUGGAAAUUGAUGAAAUUACUACUACUUCUAGUAAUAUAUCAGAACAGUCAAUUAUUGUGUCUUCCAAAGAUUUAGACCUUUAA